Caenorhabditis sp. 36 PRJEB53466 is the source of this 1869-nucleotide messenger RNA. NCBI's taxonomy places the organism in Eukaryota, Metazoa, Nematoda, Chromadorea, Rhabditida, Rhabditidae. The record is from the annotation of a GenBank genome assembly.
AUGUUCCAUGCGUUGGAGAGAAGAUGUGAGCAGGAACAAGUGGCGCAGCUAUUCCCGAAUAUUCUGAACGAAAAUGUGUUGAUCGAUGCGCUGGAAAACACUGAAACGCUCAAAGUUUGUUUUGAGCGACAUGAAAACAUGACAAACAACAAAAAUGGGUUUUCAGGGCCAUGGGGGUUGUGUGAACACUUUGCGAUGGAAUAGAUCGGGUGCACUUUUGGCGUCGGGAUCCGACGAUCGCCACGUCAAAAUCUGGAGGGCCGGAGUCGAAAAGGUCGAUAUUGAGACUCAGCACGAGGGAAAUGUGUUCGCCGUCGAGUUUCUGCCCUCCUCGAACGACAGAGUUCUGGUGACGGGUGCCGCCGAUCACGUCAUUUUCAUGCACGAUCUCGAGACGAACACGGCGAAACGAUGGGAUUCCGAGGGAAGAAUCAAAAGGAUCUGCACCGUUCAGCAGGAUCCCUUCUUGUUUUGGGCCGCUUCCGAGUACGACAAACGUGUCAUGUAUGUGAAAAUCUGAAAAAAAACGAGUUCGAAAAUGAUUAAUUGCAGUGAACUCGAUACUCGCAUCGGCGACCCAGUCACUGUUGUUCAGCCAGGACCCACAAAUCCGCACAAACGACACGUCAAGUCGGUGGCCGUUUCCGAGGCGAAACCGAAUUUGCUUGCCGUUGGAUUCGACGAGACCGCCGUUCGAUUGUACGAUCGACGGAAGUUCGACGAGCCCAUUCUCAGUUUCGCACAGCGUAUUUUGAAAAAGUGGAUAAUCUAGCAAAUAAUUCUCGUUUUUCAGUGGAUGCCGAGUACGAUUCAUAUCACGCAACGCACGUGGCUUUCAACAAACUCGGCACCGAAGUGGUCGUGAAUCAAGGGCACGGCGGCGGAGUGUUCGUAUUCUCUUUGGAUUCUUCGAAAGAUCCGAACGUGAUGCAAAGAAUGCACAAUGUGCUGGGGCAGCCGAGAGAGACCACAAUAUAUUCGGCGGCUCUACCGCAUCCGGAACUCCGACAGGUCGGAAGCGACGCGAUAAAAGAGAGACACUUCUCGCGAGCCAUCGAUUACUACGCCCAGUUGAUACGCGAUAACUAUCCAGAUCGCGCAUUCCGCAGCAUCUGCCACUCAAAUCGAGCCAUGGCCUUCUUGCUCCGUCGAUCUCGCGGUGACACGUAUGCCUGCAUUCGCGAGUCCGUCAAAGCGCUGGAAAUCCAUCGGGGAAACACGAAGGCGCUGUUCCGUUUAAUCAAAAGUCUCAGCUCGAUGGAGCACGUCGUGUUGGCAAAGAAGUGUUUGGAGACGUACAAACAGUGGUUUCCGAACGAUCAGGGCGUCAUCGACAGACUAACGGAGGAGAUCGCGCAGAUCAAGGAAUCGGAUGGGCAGCCGGAACUGCAGCAGGCGGAGGGGUCCGUGGAUUAUGUGCAGAGGUUCACGGGAAGCACCAACCAUCAGACCGACAUCAAAGAGGCCAACUUCUUCGGAUCGCGUGAUCAGUUCAUUGGUAAGCUAAUUCAUCCCAGAUAUAUCUUUUUCCUGUGUUUCUUUUCAGUGGCCGGUUCGGACUGUGGUCACAUGUACAUUUGGUCGCGCGACACGUCGAAACUGCUGGGAAUCUGGAAGGCCGACGAUCACAUUCUCAAUAUUUGCCAGCCGCAUCCCGAUCUGUUUCUGCUCGCCACCUCCGGCAUCGAGGACGACAUCCGUUUGUGGAGCCCGCAAUUGGAGCGUGCCGACGAGUACGUCUCCCGAAAAGUCGCCGAUCCGUACGAGUUCAUGGAGAAGAAGAGCGAGAUGGGCGGCUUUAACGCCGCACGAACGCAAAUGCAGCUGCUCGGUCUCAUGAGAGAGUCUCCGCAGUGUGUGCAAUCCUAA